Letharia columbiana is the source of this 2709-nucleotide messenger RNA. RefSeq lists its product as uncharacterized. Gene Ontology annotation, cellular component: cytoplasm. The record is from RefSeq and is a predicted model, not a curated record. The transcript is spliced from 3 exons. Bases 1 to 2709 code for a protein of 902 amino acids. Gene Ontology annotation, biological process: L-histidine biosynthetic process. Lineage: Eukaryota; Fungi; Ascomycota; Lecanoromycetes; Lecanorales; Parmeliaceae. Gene Ontology annotation, molecular function: phosphoribosyl-AMP cyclohydrolase activity; NAD binding; phosphoribosyl-ATP diphosphatase activity.
AUGGCAGAACAUUAUCUGGUGUCUAUUGACAUCAAGAAUCUUCCUUCUUCUGAAGACAAUGGCCUUGCUUUGAAUACAAUCUCUUACCUGCACCGAGUUCAUAUUACCGCUACGCCGGAAACGCAGCAAGAUGCAAUCACUUUCCUUCACAAGAAUUUCAAUCUUUACACCAUCUAUUGCGAUUGUACAGCCUUAGAGUCUUUAGAAGACAUUCUAUCCUUACUGAACAAUGGCGGCGCUAAGGUUUUCGUAACGUCCUUGCAGAUGAAAGCAAUAGUCGAAGAUCGUCUCCUUGUAGGCCAGGAUCUCGGUCGUCUUGUCAUUUCUUUUGACCGUUCGGAAUCUGAUGGUGAACCGGAAGAAACCGCCAAGAACAUCCUUAGCAAAGUCGAGGCUUCUAUUCCAGACACACCCAUUGGCAUCCAGAUCCAAGGAGUCCAUGAUUGGAAGCUGCUAGAUACGAUGAACCGGAUGUCCAAGACCGGGUAUUACCCUGGUCGAUACGUGACUUUGACCCACAACAUCCAAAGUGAUUAUAUCAGGGCAGUUAAGGAUGGUCAUGUGGCUAUCAUUCCUGCGAGUGGGCUUACAACAGAUCCCAAGAAGUACCCAGAUCUUGUGCCAGCUCACGUUUUGAUCACAUCCGCAAUCCGUAGCGAUCGACCAGACGGAUUGUUUCCCACGGUUGUUACUGACGAGAAUGGGAUUUGUCUGGGACUGGUAUAUAGCAAUGAGAAAAGUAUAGAAGUAGCGUUGCGAACAGGACGUGGUGUAUACCACAGCCGCCGUCAUGGCAUAUGGAUCAAGGGUGAAGAGAGCGGAGAUACCCAGGAGCUGAUCAAUAUCUUCAUGGACUGUGAUGCAGAUGCUCUGCAGUUCAACGUAAGACAACGUGGAGAAGGCUUCUGCCACUUGAAGACCUCAACCUGUUUCGGCCCUUAUUCUGGUGCCUCACGUCUCGAACAAACGCUAAAAAAUCGCAAAGAAUCAGCACCUGCGGGCUCUUAUACUUCUAGACUAUUCAGUGAACCUAAGCUUCUCGAAGCUAAGAUCAUGGAAGAAGCAAGCGAGCUAUGUGAGGCAACCGACAAGAAGGAUAUUGCAGCUGAAGCUGGAGAUCUACUCUAUUUUGCUCUGACCAAGUGCGUUGCUGCAGGCGUCAGUAUGGAAGACAUUGAACAUAACCUCGAUCUGAAGAGUACAAAGAUUACUAGAAGAAAAGGGGAUGCUAAGCCUCAAUGGGCCAAAAAGGUUGGCCAUCUAGAUACAAGCAACGGCUCUGCAGGGGCCUUGCAUGGAAAUUCGGAACAGGAGAUUCUCAAAGAGGCAGCGUCCGUCCCGAAAGAAAAGGAUGAUGCUGCAGGCCUCCAAAACAGAAGGAUACGGAUGAAACAAUAUAAGACUAGAGACACUGACGCCAGAAUCAUUAAGGACGCACUCCAGCGUCCAUCCCAAAGAUCUACUGAUGAUAUUAUGGAUAUUGUCAAGCCUAUCAUCAAGGAGGUUCGUGAGGGCGGAGAUACCGCCGUCUUGAGGUACACGCACAAAUUCGAAAAAGCUACUUCUCUGACUUCACCGAUUCUUCGUGCGCCGUUUCCGCAAAAUCUGAUGCAACUGCCCCAAGAGACCAUCGACGCUAUCAAUGUCAGCUACGAGAACAUUCGCCGUUUCCAUGUGGCACAAAUGGAGGAGAAGCCAUUGCGUGUGGAGACCAUGCCCGGCGUUGUCUGCUCGCGAUUCUCUCGUCCAAUAGAAAGGGUUGGCCUCUAUGUGCCCGGCGGAACAGCAAUUUUGCCCUCGACGGCGUUGAUGCUCGGUGUUCCUGCCAUGGCCGCAGGUUGCAAGAAGAUCAUUCUGGCCUCUCCCCCGCGCAGGGAUGGCACGAUCACACCUGAGAUUGUCUAUAUCGCUCACAAGAUUGGCGCUGAGAGCAUUGUUCUUGCAGGAGGAGCACAAGCUAUUGCAGCCCUCGCUUACGGGACAGAGACCAUUUCCAAAGUUGACAAGAUCCUUGGACCUGGUAAUCAAUUCGUGACCGCUGGAAAGAUGGUUGUCUCCAAUGAUACCACGGCCGGCGUCAGUAUCGAUAUGCCUGCUGGGCCGAGCGAGGUGUUAGUCAUUGCAGACAAGUCGGCAAAUCCUAAGUUUGUGGCUUCGGACCUCCUCAGUCAAGCAGAACAUGGUAUUGAUUCGCAGGUCGUAUUGAUUGCCGUGGAUCUAUCGGAAGAGCAACUAGCUGCCCUUGAAGAUGAAUUGCACGCCCAAGCUAUAGCCUUACCAAGAAAGGACAUCGUGCGAGGAGCCAUCGAGCAUUCGGUGACACUGGUGGUCAAGGACAUCACAGAGGCAAUGGAAUACAGCAAUGAUUACGCGCCAGAACACCUGAUCCUGCAGGUCGAAAAUGCCGAGUCCGUAAUUUCUUCAGUUGAUCAUGCGGGAAGUGUUUUUGUGGGACCCUGGGCUCCUGAAAGUGUAGGAGAUUACUCUGCAGGCACCAAUCAUUCUUUGCCAACUUAUGGCUACGCCAAACAGUACUCAGGAGUAAACCUUUCAUCAUUCACGAAGCAUAUAACCAGCUCCAAUUUGACUCAAGAAGGAUUGAAGAAUGUCAGUAGUGCUGUCAUGCAGUUGGCCAAGGUCGAAGAAUUAGAGGCUCAUCGGAGAGCAGUCAGUAUACGGCUGCAAGAAAUGGACGAGAUCAAGGAGUGA